Molecule: messenger RNA, 941 nt
Organism: Triticum aestivum (bread wheat)
Lineage: Eukaryota; Viridiplantae; Streptophyta; Magnoliopsida; Poales; Poaceae
Exons: 3
Coding region: 161-481 (106 amino acids)
Source: RefSeq, a predicted model, not a curated record
CUCUCUGUAUAAAGCGGCCACUGUGCACAAGUCAAAUCGGCCAAGAGGAGAAGCCAAGCAAAGAAGCACAACACAUCUCUGUCUUCAUUCACACGCGCGUGCGCGCAAGAGAGAGAGAGAGAGAGAGAGGAUUCCUGGUUCGGUGGCGCUCGGCAAUGUGAUGGCGCAGCCGCGGCAGCAGCAACGACAACGGCGCCUCAUCGCGGCGCUCCUGGUGCUCCUCUCCCUCUGCUGCCUUGCUCGCCUCGGCGCCGCGGCUUCUGCAGCGAGGACUGACCCUGGCCGGAAGGAUGGAGCGGCAACUGCGCUGGACAAGGCCGAGUCACAGGAGGAGGAGGCAGCGCCCGGGUUCACGGUGACCACCGUGCAGGAGCAAGGGCGAGGGCGAGGACCGGUGAGGGUGGUGAUGGAGGUCGACAUCGAGGACUAUCCCCGGUAUGGCGCCAAUGGUCGGCACAACCCGGAGGGUCCGCACCCGUGAGGCCGUGACAGUGGCCACCACGGCCGCCGCGGCCGCGAGAUCAGUGCGCGCCGGCCUAGCUAGGCAGCUGCUCGUCACCAGAUCUGGUACUACUAGUUACAGCUAGGUUGGUUCGCGCGCACGCGACCAUCACCACCACCCGUGCCUACGCGCACGGCGAGCUGUCGACGCGGCCGCGUGCCGCGCCGUAGGCCCGUAGCUUCACUUUACGCUUUCUGACGUUGAUUUGUCUUCCGCUACUGCUUCGUUCGCUUUUUUUUUUUUUUUUUUGCUUCCGCUGUUCCGGCCACCGGCUGCUGGACCUGGACAUUUUGAGUUGUGACGGCAAGCCGUAUGGCGCGUGUGUUCCUCCUUGUUCUUCGCAUGUUUAUGGCCGAGUUCUUUUCCGGCGGGAUUCUGCAGAACUAAACAAAUUCUCUCAGGAUCUGCUUUCCACAUAAUCAACGGUCGAGUUCUUUUC